UAUCUAUUGUUCUCCAAAAAGAUACCGACGCGUGGUUUGUGGCUCCGGGGAAGAAACAUCGAGUGACUGACUACAAUGGCUGCUUCUCCUACCGCCAUAACCGCCUCUUAUCUAAUCCCUCCACGAAGCGCAUUCGCUAUCUCUUCCCAUAGACUCUCGUCACUGAGAAGAUUGAACCUCAGUUAUCUACAGCGGAGAGCCAAUGCACAAACGCCGAGGCGCGUUGUGGUACGCGCCGCCAGGAUUGAGUCAGGUGGAGUCGAAUUAGGAGCUAGGGCUCCGGAUUUCGAGCUUCCGGAGCCGCUCACCGGGAAUGUAUGGAGAUUAGAUGAUUUCGAGCUGUAUCCAUGUCUACUGGUUAUGUUCAUCUGUAAUCAUUGCCCCUUUGUGAUUCACUUGAAGAAAGACAUUGUAAAGCUCUCCAAUUUCUAUAUGAAGAAAGGUCUGGCUGUUGUUGCAAUAUCUUCGAAUUCUGUAGUAACCCAUCCUCAGGAUGGGCCGGAGUUCAUGGCAGAAGAUGCCAAAAUGUUCAAGUACCCGUUUCCUUACUUGUAUGAUGAGUCACAAGAGGUUGCAAAGGAAUUUGGAGCUGUCUGUACCCCUGAGUUUUUCUUAUAUAAGAAGGAUGGUCGUAGGCCAUUUGAACUGGUCUAUCACGGCCAGUUUGAUGAUUCCCGGCCUAGCAAUAACACACCAGUAACUGGGAGAGAUCUAAGCCUCGCGAUUGAUCUUGUACUUAGCUGUCAACCAAUACCAACGAAUCAAAAGCCAAGCGUUGGUUGCAGCAUAAAGUGGCAUCCUGGAACAGAAUCUUGAGCUAAGACAUUGACUGUGCUCUAUAAACCCGGUUGCGCAACAUUAUUUUCAGGCGAGUUGAUUGUUCUAUAUCACAAUUUAUGUUCCAUAGACUCAGUUUUAACACUUACAGGUUUGUUCCAAAAUCAAAAGCUGAAAGGAGAGAAGGCAAGGCAGAAGAACUUCAAGAGCAUGGCCAGUAAAAUUACUUAUGUAGAAAGUGUAAGUUGUAUUCAUUAUUCAGUAAAAAUAUACAGUACUCUACUCCACGGAUCCCAUCUCGUGGGAGCGUUCAUGUGUGAUGUAAAUUAAUGAACAAUAUAAGAAUGACUUUUUCGUGUAA
Molecule: messenger RNA, 1138 nt
Organism: Brassica oleracea var. oleracea
Lineage: Eukaryota; Viridiplantae; Streptophyta; Magnoliopsida; Brassicales; Brassicaceae
Exons: 9
Coding region: 76-816 (246 amino acids)
Molecular function (GO): oxidoreductase activity; antioxidant activity
Source: RefSeq, a predicted model, not a curated record